AUGCAGUUACAACGCGACCUAUUGCAUGGGCGCCUCUACUGCCCACAAAAUCAGUCUGCUGAAUUGGCAGCUCUCAUUUUACAGGCACAGCUGGGCGACUACGACGAAUCUGUGCAUGUUGGAAACUAUGUAUCUCAGUACAAGUUGCUUCUGAAACAGACACCUCGUUUGGAAGAAAGAAUCGCAGAAGAACACAAGUUGUUACGGUUAGUUUUAUGGUCCAACAGGAAAAAAUAUACAAGUGGUGCGUCAAUCUUGCCCUCGCAGCCGGCGAUUAGAUUGCAUCCGUGGGAAAGAUUUGGCAACGGCUCACUGGUGUAG
Molecule: messenger RNA, 321 nt
Organism: Cooperia oncophora
Lineage: Eukaryota; Metazoa; Nematoda; Chromadorea; Rhabditida; Trichostrongylidae
Source: the annotation of a GenBank genome assembly